Molecule: messenger RNA, 531 nt
Organism: Drosophila rhopaloa
Lineage: Eukaryota; Metazoa; Arthropoda; Insecta; Diptera; Drosophilidae
Exons: 1
Coding region: 1-531 (176 amino acids)
Source: RefSeq, a predicted model, not a curated record
AUGGUACGCGAGAAGCCCGGUUCAUCGCCUUGCUGUAUGGACGCGGGCAGUGUAAAAGUGGUGGCCUGCGAUAAUCAGCGAUCAGCUGACCUAUACAAACAGGCGGUAGCACUGCUCGGAGCAGUUUACGAAGGGGCGAACAUAGUCGCACUAGAUUGGUGUGACGUCCCCAGUAGACCACGAGCCAGAAUUUGGCUCCCAGCAGCAAUCGUAUCACCGGAGGACAUCCUUUAUAUGUUGCAAGAAUGCAACCCACAUCUCCCCACAAAAGACUGGAAAGUCGUUAAGGUGGAGGAGCACGCAGGUGACGUGAACCAAGCGAUCGUGGUGCUGAAUAAGGAGUCGGUCGCUCCCAUAGAGGCUGCUCGGGGAACGCUCAACUAUGGUUUCAGUGCCAUACAUAUAAAGAUUUACAAAGGGGACUCUAAUUCCUCGGGAAGUCCUGCCGGCAACCCAGCUGAGCAGGUGCUUGCGGAGGAAGUGGAGGCCCCGGUGUGCCGGAGGACGGCUACUCAACCGACUCGUCGCUGA